This is a messenger RNA of Gopherus flavomarginatus (Mexican gopher tortoise), 8914 nucleotides long. It is a transcript of the gene OBSL1, whose product is annotated as obscurin like cytoskeletal adaptor 1. Bases 16 to 8355 code for a protein of 2779 amino acids. The record is from RefSeq and is a predicted model, not a curated record. Gene Ontology annotation, molecular function: protein binding. NCBI's taxonomy places the organism in Eukaryota, Metazoa, Chordata, Testudines, Testudinidae. The transcript is spliced from 33 exons.
AGGUUCCCGUGAUGGAUGUGGGGCCACUCAGCUGCCAGAAGGAUGGUGCCGCUGUGUCCCCAGGGGCCCAUGGGGGGAUUGGGCACCUGGUCUGCCAGUCCGGCUUCAGGGAGUGUCUCCCCAGGUGCCCGCCCUGUGGGCUGGUGUCUGGGACCAGCUCUUGUCCUGGCUGAGCCCCUGGUGCGGGGCCCUGCAGUGCCCCAGCUGAGUCUGGAGAUGGACGUGUUCGGGGGGGCCCCCCGGUUCCUUGCCUACCCCCGCACUUUCACAGUGCAGAGUGGUGCUGAUGCCAUCCUGAAGUGCCAGAUCGCGGGUGACCCACGCCCCAGCAUCAUCUGGGAGAAGGACAAAUCCCCAAUCACGCUGCUGGGCCGCUUCCAGGUUGAGGCCGAGGGGAACGUGUACAGCCUGUCGAUUUCCCAGGUGACCCCAGCGGACAGCGGGCAGUAUGUCUGCAAGGCCAAGAAUGCCAUCGGGGAGACCUACGCUGCUGCCACACUCAGGGUGGAGGCAGGGGAACUGCAGCAGGAGGGAGACCCUGAGGAUGUGCCCCCCGUCUUUCUGAGCAAGCCUCUGUCCUGGAAGGUCUGCAGGGGGGAGGAUGUGAUGUUCACCUGCAGGGUCUCGGGGCAGCCUUGCCCUGUGCUGCAGUGGAAGAAGGAUGGCCGCCAGUUGUCGGAUCUCUUUGAGAGCAGCCAUUUCUCUGUGGGGAAGGAGCCAGAAGACUGGCAUUUCUUGAAGAUCUUCAGCGCCCGGCCCCCGGACGGAGGGGUCUAUGUGUGCAGGGCGCGGAACCGCUCAGGGGAGGCCCUGGCAGCAGCUGUGCUCCUGGUCGACCCCAUGGCUCGUGGGCUGGCAGACUGCUGGCCCCUGAGCCAUUUCAGUAAGCAGCCGGAUCAGCACGGUGACAGGAGACCCUGCCAUGGGCAGCGCGCCACACCCUGGACGGCCCGGCCCAAUGGUGAGGUGGCGCCCGGCGCAUCCAAAGCCAAGGCGUUUGCUGUGAGCGAGGGGAAGCACGCCAAGUUCCGCUGCUACGUGACGGGCAAGCCGAAGCCCGAGAUUGUGUGGAAGAAGGACGGGAAGGUUGUUGAACCAGACAGGAGGCACCUGGUCUAUGAGGACAGGGAAGGCUACUUCAUCCUAAAAGUGCUGUACUGCAAGGCCCCAGACCAGGGGCUGUAUGUCUGCACCGCCUCCAACACAGCUGGCCAGACCCUCAGUGCUGUGCAGCUCCAUGUGAGAGAGCCCCGGGUGCGGUUCCAGGUGCAGCUGGAGGAUGUGGAGGUGCAGGAAUGUGAGGAUGCUGUGCUGGAGUGCAAGGUGCCCUUGGAGACCAUCCCCACCGCCUGGUACCUGGAGGACAAGCAGCUGCAGCCAAGCCACAAGUACAUGAUUGAGGAGCAGGGCCUGGUGCGACGCCUGACCAUCCGCGACGCCCGCGCUGACGACGACGGCAUCUACCUCUGUGAGAUGAAGGACAAAGGGCGCAGCAUUGCUGAGGUCUCCGUCAGAGGGGCGAUCGUGAAGCGGCUCCCGCGGAAGCUGGACGUCAUGGAGGGGGAGAAUGCUGCCUUCUGUGUGGAGACCCGGGACGCCAUGGAGGGAAUCCGCUGGAGCCGGAAUGGGCUGGAGCUGCGGGAGACACCAUGCACUGUGCUGAAGAGCUUCGGCAAAACCCACCUGCUGGUCCUGGUACAUGUGACGCGGGAGGAUGCUGGGGUCAUCUCCUUCAGCGUGGGGGAGUCGCAGACGUCAGCCCAGCUUCGCAUCAAAUGUGCAAAGCGUGUUCCCCCGAGCGCGCCUGUGGCUGCCGAGAUGAGCACGGACCGCAGCAAUGCUGCCCUCCUGACGUGGUGCCCCGGGCCUGAUGCGCACAGGACCCCCCCCAGCAGCUACGUCCUGGAGCGGCAGGAGGCCAGCACGGCUGAGUGGGUGCAGUGCCUUACCACGGACCUGGCCAGCAUGGUGGAGGUGCUCGGGGAUAGCGUGCCUGCCGAGGCAGACUACUGCUUCCGCAUCUGUGCCGUCAACAAGUAUGGGCGGAGCAGGCCCGUGGAAUUUCCUGGCUCUGUGCACCUUGUCCCUGUAGCCUGUGUGCGGAGAGCCCUGAAGGACGUGCAGGUGCAGGCGGGCCAGGAUGCCCAGUUCUCCCUGGAGCUCUCGGCCUCCGUGGCGGGGAGCUGGUUCCUGAACGGGGCGAAGCUGAAGGAGGAAGAGGAAGGCCAGCGCUGUUGCAUAAAGCGCAGCGGGAUGGAGCACUCCCUGCUGCUCCGCAGUGUGCCGCUGGCGGAGAGCGGGGCCGAGGUCACCUUUGUGUCCAGUGGCGUGCGGGACUCCGCCACUCUGCAGGUGCAAGCCCUGCAGGUGCGCAUCGCCCCAGUGCCCGAGGCCCAGCGCCUUCGGGAGCUCCUGGCAGGGCUGCCGCUGCUCCUGGAGUGCGACGUCUCCACGCCCGAUGCCCCUGUGCGCUGGCUCAAGGACGGGGAGACUGUGCCCUCGGACGACGUCGUCGCCCUGCAGGCAGAGGGCUGCGCCAGGAGGCUGUUUAUCCGCUCUGCCCGCCCCUCAGACUCCGGGACGUACACGUGUGACGCGGGCGAGGAUGCACUGAGCUUCACCGUGACCGUGAGCGAGCCGCCCGUGAGGAUCGUCAGCUCUAACGAGGACGCCGCGCACACCUAUCUGGCCUCGGAGCGCAUGGUGCUGGCGUGCGAGCUGUCCCGUGCCGAUGCCCCGGUGCAGUGGUACAAGGACGGGGUGGAGGUGGAGGAGGGCGAGCACCUGCUUCUAGAGCGCGAGGGGCCCCAUCGCAGGCUCGUCAUCCCCUCGGCCCAUCCGCAGGACACGGGGGAGUUUGUGUGUGACGCGGGCUGCGACUCCGUCUUCUACAACAUCACAGUGACAGAGCCGCCCGUGAGGAUCGUCAGCUCUAAUGAGGACGCCGCACACAUCUACCUGGCCUCGGAGCGCGUGGUGCUGGCGUGCGAGCUGUCCCAUGCCGACGGCCCAGUGCAGUGGUACAAGGAUGGGGUGGAGGUGGAGGAGGGCAAGCACCUGCUUCUGGAGUGUGAGGGGCCCCAUCGCAGGCUCGUCAUCCCCUUGGCCCAUCCGCAGGACACGGGGGAGUUUGUGUGCAACGCGGGUGGAGACUCCGUCUUCUACAACAUCACAGUGACAGGUGGGUCAGCAGGGCUCCCCCACUACCCCAGCUGGCAGGUCGGUAACACCCCUGGUUCCCUGGCAGGUGGGUCAGCAGGACUCCCCCUUUACCCCAGCUGGCAGGUCAGUGACACCCCUGGUUCCCUGGCAGGUGGGUCAGCAGGGCUCCCCCUUUACCCCAGCUGGCAGGUCUGUGACACCCCUGGUUCCUUGGCAGGUGGGUCAGCAGGGCUUCCCCACUACCCCAGCUGGCAGGUUGGUGACACCCCUGGUCCCUGGCAGGUGGGUCAGCAGGGCUCCCCCACUACCCCAGCUGACAGGUCAGUGACACCCCUGGUCCCUGGCAGGUGGGUCAGCAGGGCUCCCCCGUUACCCCAGCUGGCAGGGUUCCCUGAUGGCAGGGCCGGCUCCAGGCACCAGCCGAGAAAGCUCGUGCUUGGGGUGGCAGAUUCUAAGGGGCGGCUUCUGUCCAAUCCUAGGGUGGCACGGCCACUUUUUUUUUUUGUUCACUGCUCUGGCCGCCCUGUAGUGGGUGGUGGCGCGGAGGAGGGAGCGCCCUGCUGGGAGCAGGCUGCGCGCUCCGUCUGCCCCAGCCGGUGCCAGGUCUGCAGCAAGCCCGGCAGGGCAGCCAGCGUCCUUCCCUCCCUGCUGCCCGGAGCGGCGCGGAGCCCUCCUGGCAGGCAGCGCGGCGGGAGGGGCCGAGUGGUGAGCGCCCUGGAUGAAGGAAGCCCUGGCCGCCCCCUUUCUCUCUCUCCCCCCUCACUCCCUCCCUCUCCCCCCGGGAGUGACCCAGCCGGCAGCCUCUCUGCUGAGCCCGUCCUGUCUCCCUGCCCAGAGCCGCCCGUGAGGAUCAUCAGCUCUAACGAGGAUGCCGCGCACACCUACCUGGCCUCGGAGCGCGUGGUGCUGGCGUGCGAGCUGUCCCGUGCCGACGCCCCAGUGCAGUGGUACAAGGACGGGGCGGAGAUGGAGGAGGAUGAGCACCUGCUUCUGGAGCGCGAGGGGCCCCAUCGCAGGCUCGUCAUCCCCUCGGCCCAUCCGCAGGACACGGGGGAGUUUGUGUGCGACGCAGGCGGCGACUCCGUCUUCUACAACAUCACGGUGACAGCCCCACAGGUGCGCAUCGCCCCGGUGCCCGAGGCCAGGUGCCUCCAGGAGCUCGUGGCAGGGCUGCCGCUGCUCCUGGAGUGCGAGGUCUCCCCGCCCGAUGCCCCUGUGCGCUGGCUCAAGGACGGGGAGACUGUGCCCUCGGACGACGUCGUCGCCCUGCAGGCAGAGGGCUGUGCCAGGAGGCUGUUUAUCCGCUCUGCCCGCCCCUCAGACUCCGGGACGUACACGUGUGACGUGGGCGAGGAUGCACUGAGCUUCACCGUGACCGUGAGCAAGCCGCCUGUGAGGAUCGUCAGCUCUAACGAGAACACCGUGCACACCUACCUGGCCUCGGAGCGUGUGGUGCUGGUGUGCGAGCUGUCCCGUGCCGACGCCCCAGUGCAGUGGUACAAGGACGGGGUGGAGGUGGAGGAGGACGAGCACCUGCUUCUGGAGCGUGAGGGGCCCCAUUGCAGGCUCGUCAUCCCCUCGGCCCAUCCGCAGGACACGGGGGAGUUUGUGUGUGACGCGGGCGGCGACUCCGUCUUCUACAACAUCACAGUGACAGAGCCCCCAGUGAGGAUCCUGUGCCCCCAGGAGCGCUCCCUGGAGCUGCGGGCUCUGGCGCUGCAGCGCCUGGAGCUGAGGUGUGAGCUGUCUAGAGCAGACGCCCAGGUGCGCUGGUUCAAGGACGGGCUGGAGGUGGAUGAGACAGAGAACUUGCUGCUGCGGGCAGAGGGGUCCCAGCGCUGGCUGAUUGUCCCGCAGGCCCGGGCUGAGGAUGCCGGCGAGUACAUCUGUGAGACAAGGGACGAGUCCGUCUCCUUUGACAUCAGGGUGUCAGAGCCCCCGGUGAAGAUCCUGCAGCCGUGGCGAGCUCCCCCCACCCUGAAGGCUGUCGUGGGGGAGACGGUGACUUUGGCCUGCGAGCUCUCGCGCGGGAACGUGCCGGUGCAGUGGGUUAAGAAUGGCACCAGGCUGGAAGCUGGCGGCAGCCUGAUCCUGGAGGAGGAGGGUGCCCAUCGGCGGCUGGUCAUCCCUGCGGCUGGAGUGGAGCAUUCUGGGAAGUAUGUCUGCGAUGCGACUGAUGACAGCAGGACGUUUACUGUCCAAGUGUGUGACCCUCCCGUGACGAUCCUGGGGCGGAGUGAGCUGCAGACCCACCGCCGCUGCCUGGCCACAGAGGACCUGGUGCUGGAGGUGACGCUCUCCCAUGCCCACGGAGAGGUGAAGUGGUACAAGGAUGGUGAGAAGUUGCAGGACAUGGGGCGCGUGCGUCUGGAGGAAGAUGGGGCGCGGCGCGCACUGGUCAUUCUGGGCAUGGAGAGCAAGGAUGCGGGGGAGUAUCUGUGUGACAGCCAUGAUGACAGCCUCAUCUUCUGUGUCGCCGUGGAAGAUCCCCCUGUUUGCAUUGUGAGGAGCAAGGGGGUCCGGGAGCAGCAGUGCCUGGCGGCCGGCGAUGACUUGGUGGUGGCCUGUGAGGUGUCUCGGCCCAGCGCUGCCGUCCGCUGGCUCAGGGAUGGCCAGGAGCUGGUGGCCAGCGAACGAGUCCGGAUUGAGGACCGGGGAGCUCUCAGGCAGCUGACCAUCCUCAGGGUCCGGCCCAAUGACUCUGGCUCCUAUGUUUGUGACGCUGUUGGUGACCGAAUGGUGACGACCGUGGAGGUGGCAGCCCCCCCCGUUCGCGUUGUGAAUAAGGAGGAGGCCAAGAUGCCCGUGGAGGUCCUGGAAGGGGAGAGCGUCACGCUGGUUGCCCGGCUCUCCCAGGAACAGGCUCCUGUCCAAUGGCUGAAGAACAAGCGGGUGCUGCGUUCCGGGGCACGGCUCUUCCUGGGCACCAAGGGGCCCUCGCACAGCCUCACCAUCAAGCAGACGGAGCUGGGUGACAGCGGCACCUUCAGCUGUGACACUGGGGACGAUGAGGUGCACUUCACCCUGCGAGUGAGAGAGGCUCCAGUGGUGUUUGUGAACAAGCAGGAGAAGCCGGAGAAGGUGCUGGUGCUGGAGGGGGGCAGUGCCGUGCUCUCAGCCAUUGUCUCCAAGGAACAGGCUGGAGUGAGCUGGAGGGGGCCCCAGCAGCCCCUGGCAGCAGGGCAGCGCUGCGAGCUGCGACGAGAGGGCCGGGUGCACAGCCUGGUGCUGAGCAACGUGGGCAAGGACGACGCCGGCCUCUACACCUGCCUCUCCCGCCAUGACCAGAUGCAGUUUGAAGUGAGCGUGAAAGAGCUGCUGGUGAAAUUUGUGCGAGGCUUGUCGGACGUGCAGGCGCACAUGGGUGAGACGGUGCUGCUGUGGUGCGAGCUGUGCAAAGCCAAGGGGCAGGUGCUGUGGCUGAAGGAUGGGCAGGAGUUGGAGCCCAGCGGCAGGUGGGAGAUCAAAGCAGAGGGGCGGGAGCGGUCCCUGGCGCUGAGCAAUGUGGGGCCUGAGGAUGCUGGCGAGUACUCCUGUGAGUCCAAGGAUGACCGGACGCUGGCCACGGUGACUGUGCAGGUGCCCAGGGUGGUUGAGAUCAUCUCGGAGCUGCACAACUUGACGGUGCUGGAGGGGGAUGACGCCACAUUCAAGUGCCUGGUGUCCCCGGAUAACGUGGCCCUGAUGUGGCAGCUGAACGGCCAGGCUGUCGCCUCCUGCGAGCGGCUGGUGGUGAGCAGGAACGGGCUGUGCCAUGCCCUGACCAUCCGGCAGUGCCAGCUGGGAGACGCAGGCACCGUCACAGCCUGCGCUGAGGGCCUGGUGAGCACAGCCCGGCUGAGCGUGCAAGAGGCCCAGGUGCUGUUUGUGCGGAAGCUGCAGGACGUGGUGGCCGAGGAGCUGCAGGACGUGGUGCUGGAGGUGGAGCUGAGCCGUGAGGCGGGCGAGGUGCAGUGGCUGAAGCAGGGGGUGCUCAUCCAGCCAGGCAGCAAGUACCAGCUGCAGGAGGCCGGGCGCAAACGGAGCCUGACCAUUCGCAGCCUCAGCCCCUCGGACCGUGGCACCUACCGCUGCGAGAGCCUCCACGACCGGACGCAGGCCAAGCUGAGCGUGGAGCCCCGAAAGGUGUCUGUGCGGAAGCCACUGUCGGACGUGGAGACCUUUGAGAAGGAGACAGCCACGUUCCAGCUGGAGCUGUCCCAUGCCGACGUGCCCGGAGUGUGGACGCGGGAUGGCAUCCGGGUGAAACCCAGCCGGACCUGCCGAGUCAGCGCCACGGGCUGUGUGCACAGCCUGACGCUGCUGGGGCUGAUGCUGGAGGAUUCGGGCACCGUCACCUUCACUGCUGACACCCUGCGUUCCAGCGCCCGCCUGACAGUCAGAGAGCCGCCAGUUGCCAUGGUGAAGGCCCCCCGGGACGUGGGUGUCCCUGAGACAGGGGCUGCCAGCUUCGAGUGCGAACUGUCCCGCCCUAUUGCAGAGGUGAAGUGGUACAAGGAUGGGGUGGCGCUCCGAGCGGGGCCCAAGUGCCGCAUCUACUCAGUGGGCCGCCGGCGCCUGCUGCAGCUCAGCCACUGCAGCCUGGACGAUGCAGGGGAGUACACAUGCGACGCAGGCGACUGCCGGGCCUCCGCCACGCUGCGGGUCUACGAGCGCCAGGUGCAGAUCGUGCAGGAGCUGGCGGACGUGCGUGUGCGUGAGAACGAGAACGCCGUCUUCACCUGCCAAGUCUCGCACGAGGACGUGAAGGGCGAGUGGUUCAGGGAUGGCGAGAAAAUCAAAGUCACCAGCACUGUGAAAAUUCGGCAAGAGGGCCCCAGGCACUUCCUGCUCAUCUGCAACGUGCGCCCGGAGGACGCGGGAUGCAUCCGGUUCGUUGCCAAGGCAGCUGCCUCCGAAGCCAGCCUGCAGGUGGAGGCACUCCCUAUCCGGAUCAUAAAGCCGCUGCGUGACAAGACGGCGCUGGCGCAGCACAAGGCCACGCUGGAGUGCACCGUGUCGCAGGCACGCGGCCGUGUGCGCUGGUUCCGCGGCGACACCGAGAUCUUCGCCAGCGACAAGUACGAGAUCUGCAACCUUGACUGCUAUCGCACCCUCAUCAUCCACCGCGUGGGGCCGGAGGACGAGGCCUCCUACACCUGCGAUGCCUUUGAUGACCGCUCCACCGCCCGCCUGCUGGUGGAGGGGCAUUAGGUGCUGAUGUCGGAUGAGCCCAAUCAGAUGGGUCCUGGCUGGCUGCAGCAGGGGCUGCCCACUAAACAUGUCCUGCGCCCCCCCCGACGCCCCGAGCAGGGCAGUGCCUGGGGCAAGCAGGCCUGCUGGGCCCUGGGCAGGGGGUGCUGUGGGGUGACCCCCACUCCCAAUGCGGCUGAAUCGACCUCGCAGUGGGACUCUACAUUUCCCUGCUCCUCAGUAACACAAGGGCAGGCCUCCAUUUCCGCCCUCACCCUGCACCUUGUGACAGGGGUUGGGGGGGGGCAGGGAGCAGCUGAGGGGGCCUGGCAGCCUGGGGACCAUGGAAAGGCCUUACUUCUCCCCCCCAACGCCCCAUGGGGGAUGGGCAGAAAGGACCUGGGCUGGCAAGUCUCCCGGGGUGGGGGUGCUGAGCCUCAACACGACCUGCAGGGGCUGCUCCAGCAGCUUCUGCGCACUUGGGUGGGGCAGUGCUGGGGGGUCGGGGGGCUGGGUCUUGACAGAGAAGAACUGUAGCCAAAUGGUGCCCUUGUGUGGGGGAGGGGCAGGUGUCCCCUCC